Molecule: messenger RNA, 2622 nt
Organism: Lucilia cuprina (Australian sheep blowfly)
Lineage: Eukaryota; Metazoa; Arthropoda; Insecta; Diptera; Calliphoridae
Product: protein phosphatase PTC7 homolog
Exons: 5
Coding region: 661-1587 (308 amino acids)
Source: RefSeq, a predicted model, not a curated record
UUUUCACAUUCGUAAAAAAUUUUCUUCUUGUUUCACGCGUAGUUUACGGAAAAGUCAGUUUUCUUAUUAAUAUUAAUCGUGUUGUUGUUAACAAAAAUUUCGUCUAGCAUUUUGUGUUAAGUUGAUUACAUAAACAAUAAAUAAAUUAAUAAUAUAAAUUAUUUUAAACGAUCUAAACAACGAUAAAGAAAUAAAAUCAUUACGAGAAGAAAAAAUGAAUAUUUUCAAUUCCUUUUUGUUAGUCUUAUUCGUUCCCCUUGUGACUUUGACGUAAAUUAAAGAAGAGAAAGAGAAAAAGAAUAUAAAAUAAAUAGAAAAUUCAUAAUUUAUAGCCAAAAAUAGAAAACGCGUAAAUAAUUAUUAAAUUUGUUUGAAAAAUUUGAUAAAAAUAAAAUAAAUUUUCAAUUGAAAAGCGUUUUAAAAGAAACGGUGCUUUAGUAAUAAAACUGUGAUUUUUGUAAAUUUUAUUAACGAACAUUUUGUUUGGUAUAUCCUACCCUACCCCCUGCAAAUCAAUGGUGCAAUUAUAAAACGAGGAAUCCCUAAGUAAAUACUCGAACUUUACUUUCUUCCUUCUACUAGUACCAGUAAUAUAGUAGCUAUACAUAUUGGCAGAUACAUACACUGCUGCAAAAGACAUAAAAACCAAAUAAGCGCAGCAUGCACUCUUCCCUCAGUUGGACUUCGAGACUUAUUUCGCGUGCCUUGCGCAAUGGUUUCUCCACACUAAUCGAAACAGCUACAAAUGCAACCGCCUCUGGAGGGGCUAGUAAAGCUCGUCCUCAUUUUAUAUCAGUAGUGUGUGGAUUUCCCAAAGAUUUCUUAACCUCCAAAUAUAAACCUGGUAAAUAUGGUGAAGAUUCUUGGUUUAAAACCUCCACAUCAAAUGCUGAUGUUUUAGGCGUUGCUGAUGGUGUAGGUGGCUGGCGUAGUUAUGGCAUUGAUCCCGGAGAGUUUUCAUCAUUUCUCAUGAAAACCUGUGAACGUCUAGUCCACUGCGUUAAUUUCAAUCCACAACGACCUGUUAAUCUUUUAGCAUAUAGUUAUUGUGAAUUAUUGGAACAAAAGAAACCUAUACUAGGUAGCAGCACUGCUUGUGUUUUAGUCUUAAAUCGUGAGAAUUCUACGGUUUAUACGGCGAAUAUUGGUGAUAGCGGUUUUAUGGUCGUACGCAAGGGCGAAAUUGUUCAUAAAUCCGAAGAACAACAACAUUAUUUUAAUACACCCUUCCAGUUGUCGUUGCCGCCACCCGGCCAUGAUCAUAAUGUCUUAAGUGAUAGUCCUGAUUCGGCGGAUACCUUAAGUUUCCCCGUUAAAGAGGGUGAUGUUAUUUUAGUUGCCACAGAUGGUGUCUUCGAUAAUGUUCCAGAAAAACUCUUAUUGGAUGUUUUAAAGGAGGUUGAGGGCGUCACAGAUCCUGUCAAAUUACAAAUGACUGCCAACUCGCUGGCGCUGAUGGCGCGUUCAUUGUCAUUUGAUAGUGAAUUUAUGUCACCGUUUGCUAUUAAUGCUAGACGCAACAACAUAAAUGCAACGGGAGGCAAACCUGAUGAUAUAACUGUGGUACUCGCAACUGUAGCAAUGUAAUUUAAUUUCUUUGAUUCGUAGUAGUGAUUAUUAUUUUUAAUUUAUAUUUUUUAAGUUAAUGCUAAAUAUCGAUUUGUGUUUGAACAAAAAAACAGGAUAAUUAUUCUAUGUAUUUUUUUCUUCUUUCGCAACUAAAUUCAUUUUUUUGUAAUUAAUGCGUGUUUAGACUUUCAUCUACAAUUGCAAUUGUCAUUUGCGUACGUUUUCGUCAAUUGUCUCUUGUAACUUGUAAUAUGUCUUUUGUCUUUCAUAACUGACUUAUUAGAUUAAGUUAUUUAGUUAAAUCUUAAUUGUUCUGCUCUUGUCUCAAUAGUCAUUAGGUAUAACUAUUAUAACAAAUUAAUAAUUUUUACUUUCUCAGAUCACUUCCACACACCACUCAUUUUCUUUAGUAACAUUUUUAUAUGUAUAAUUUUUGUUUUGUUAAGCUAAUUUUUUGUUUGUUUAAUAGUAUCCAUCUCAUUUAUGUGUAUAAUUUUUUUGUUUGUUUUUUUCCUUUUAUUUUAAUUGUUUAAUUUCAUUCAUUAUUUUUUCUUUUGUUUUCUAUUUGUCUGUAUGUAUGUGUUAAACAAGUUCCUCAGGUCUUUUGUUGGCUAAGUUUAAUUAAUUUGUAUUUGUUUUUGUGUUCUAAUACAAAUAUUUUUUUGCUUUUGGCUUAAAAAAAACAAACAAACGAUAAAUCCCCGCUUAAAGAAAAUCCCAAUUAAUUUUUUUAAUAAAUUUUGAUUGUGUAUUUAUUUGUUUACGAUCAAACGAAAUUUUUAGCAAAAUAAUAAAACAAAUGUUUUGUAAUAUUGUAAAAGAAAAGAUGAGUAGUUGUACUAUAUAAUGAAGCCUCUUAAAGUUAAAGAAACUAAUUAAGCUUAGUGCAAACGAUUAAACGAUUUCUUAAAACUAAAAAAAACAGAACAAGCUUUAACAUUAUUUUUUUUCUAAUAACCUACAAAUAUUUAAUUUAAGUUAUUUUAUUAAGCGUUUCAAGAAAAGUUUACGAGUCUGUAAAAAAAAUACAAAAAAGUUUAACAAUUUUUUUAA